GCGGCGGAACGACCGCUCCCCCACCCCCAUGCUUCUCGGCUCGAUUUGGUGCUGAUUCGGUCCGGAAUUUGGGUUUGCUUGCAGGAGAGGCCGAGGCUGAGGCGGCUGGAGUUCGUGCGCGCGGCGGCGGCGCAGGCGGCGCUGUGCGUCGCGGGCCUCUACGCGCUCGCCAGGGACCACGCCGGCCCGCUCCGCCCCGGCGUCGACGCCGUCGACUCCGCCGUCAGGGGCGUCGCCGGCCCCGUCUACGCCCGCUUCCGCGGCAUCCCCCUCCACCUCCUCGCCUUCGUCGACCGCAAGGUGGACGGCACGGUGGAGGAGCUGGACCGGCACCUCCCGUCGGCGCUCAAGUCCGCGUCAGCGAAAGCGUACGAGGCGGCCCAGGCGGCGCCGGAGCUGGCCAGGGAGAUCGUCGACGAGGCGCGCCGGUCGGGCGUGACCGGCGCGGCCCGCGCCGUGUACGGCAAGGUGGAGCCGGUGGCCAAGGACGCGUACGGGAGGAUCGAGCCGGCGGCCAGGGACCUGUACGUGCGCUACGAGCCGGCGGCGGAGCACCUCGCCGUCUCCACCUGGCGCGCGCUCAACGGGCUGCCGCUCUUCCCGCAGCUGGCGCAGAUCGCCGUGCCCACCGCCGCCUACUGGUGCGAGAAGUACAACAGGGUGAUCGUCUACGCGGCGCAGCACGGGCUACCCGGAGCCCGGUACCUCCCGGCCGUCCCCGUCGAGCGCAUCGCCAAGGUGUUCGGGGAGGGGUCGCCGCCGGAGGCCAAGCCUGUGGAAGUGAACGAGACCGUCGGGGAAGGGUCGCCGGAGGCCAGGCCUGUGGAAGUAACCGAGACUGCCGAGUAG
Messenger RNA from Lolium rigidum, 849 nucleotides. RefSeq names its product REF/SRPP-like protein At3g05500. The annotation marks the transcript as partial. Lineage: Eukaryota; Viridiplantae; Streptophyta; Magnoliopsida; Poales; Poaceae. The record is from RefSeq and is a predicted model, not a curated record. The transcript has 2 exons.